AGCCAGGCAGGCAGGGAGGGGAGGAUGAUGAUGGAGCUAAGAUGGCAGCCCUGCUGAGGGUGCUGCCUCUCCGGGGUCAAGAAAUAAUCAAGGAGCGAAUGAAAUCAAAGAUACUUUAGGGCGGAUUUUUGGGAAAUGAGCGGCGCCGUUUAUGUCAUCUGUCAAGAAAUUGUAUUAUGGCUCGAUGUGAUACAUUGUCCCGGCGACGAGCACCGUAUUGACGCUGUGGCUGCUGGAUCAGAAGACCGUAGUUGCGCCACCAGAUUGGCUACUAUUUGCGCUCAUAAUCAUCGUGGAUGUUAAUUGUGGUAUUUGUGCAACUCGGAAUGGGCAAUUGAUGUGACAUGUGGCGGCUUUGAUGACAAGCAGAUUCCUUCUGAUGGCUAGAUAUCGUCUAGCCGUGAUAUUAUUUGAGUGAUAUAUGCAUUGUUCUCCAAAACGAUGAUGUGUGCUGCUGCUGCGGCAGCGGCCGCCGCCGCCAACGGUGCUGGUGCUGGUGGUGGAAUUUUACCCUCUUCAUCGCCGUCGAUGGGGCUGGGUGUCCGGGUCAUUUCUGGAGCAGGAGCCGAUCUCUCCACUAUUGGUUCGGGUAUGGGUUCUUGUCCGGCACCAGGAGCCCAGUCGGACUGUCGGACUCGGUACCAGCUUUUACUCUCAGGACGAGCUCUGGCGGAAAGAUAUAGACGGAUUUAUACUACAGCGAUCAACGACAAAGAGCAAGGGAUAAAUCAAGGAAGGGGGAAGAAGGCUUUGAGUAAGAAGAAACUGAAAAGGCGACAGAAAAUCAAGUCAAAAGUCAAAUCAAGAACAAAGGCAGAGACUAUAGAUGGAGCCCUCUUUGUGCCAGACAUCAAGCUACACAGCAACCCGUCUGCAUUCAAUGUCUACUGCAAUGUGCGACACUGUGUGCUGGACUGGCAGCAGAGAGAGGCCUCCCUGGCACUGGCGUCCAGGAGCUCGGUGCAGAGUGGCGACUCUGACAGUGAGGAGGAAGAAGAAUACCGUGAGCCAGCAGUCAAGUUGCCAAAGAUCAUUGGCAUUGGCCUGUGCGGGGUAUUCGAACUGAUAAAAGAGACCCGGUUCUCUCACCCUUCACUGUGCCUGCGUAGCCUGCAAGCCUUGUUGGACAUGCUACAGGGACAACAGCCUGAGGGCUUCCAGACCGAGCCUCCCGAUGUGUUAGAAUCUCUUUUCCAAUUGUUGUUGGAGACUACAGUCCGGAGCACAGGGCCCAAUGACCCAACAGGACAGGCGAUCACAGCCUUGUCCUGCGCUUGCCUCUUCAGUCUAGUAGUGUCCUGGGGAGACACGGGAAAAAUCCUGCAGGCCGUGUCUGCCAUCCUCACUAACAAUGGCAGCCAUGCCUGCCAAACAAUACAGGUGCCCACCAUCCUCAAUGCCCUACAGAGAAGUGUACAGGCUGUUCUAGUGGGAAAGAUUCAAAUUCAAGAUUGGUUUGGAAAUGGCAUCAAACGUGCUGCCCUGAUGAACAAAUGGCUCCUGAAGGAGGUGACCAUUGACGAGGAUGAGCACUGUCUUCUGCAGACCGAUGGCUCCUUUCUGUACUUGCUCUGCAAAGAUGGUCUAUACAAAGUGGGCUCAGGAUACAGUGGCACUGUCCGGGGCCACGUGUACAACUCCACGUCCCGAAUCAGGAAUCGAAAGGAGAAGAGGUCAUGGCUGGGUUUUGCUCAGGGGUUUUUGUUGUAUCGGGACACAAGUAACCACAGUAUGUCAGCCAUUAAGAUCAACCCUGAGACCUUGGAGCAUGAGGGGACUGUCACCAUGCCAGGGCAACACUCAGAUGGACAAAACAUCAUCUUCACAGACGGAGAGUACAUCAACCAGAUAGCAGCCUGCAAAGAUGAUGGUUUUGUGGUGCGAAUCUAUACCAUGCCAUCUAUAUCGUGCUCUGAUCCAGGCCUGCAGCAGGAACUGCAGCUGAAAUUGGCAAGAAAAUGUCUGCAUGCCUGUGGCAUUUCUCUCUUUGACCUUGAGAAGGAUCUGCACAUCAUAAGCACCGGCUUUGAUGAAGAGGCAGCAUUGCUUGGAGCAGGCAGGGAGUUUGCUCUGAUGAAAACUGCCUCGGGAAAGAUCUACUAUACAGGAAAGUACCAGAGCCUUGGUAUAAAGCAGGGUGGCCCAUCAGCAGGAAAAUGGGUGGAACUGCCUGUUACCAAGUCUCCGAAGAUCAUCCAGUUCUCAGUUGGUCAUGAUGGUUCCCAUGCACUACUUGUUGCCGAAGACGGAAGUGUGUUCUUUACAGGUUCUGCCAGCAAGGGAGAGGAUGGCGAGUCUACUAAAAGCCGGCGGCAGCCCAAGCCGUACAAACCCAAGAAGAUGAUCAAACUAGAGACCAAAACGGCAGUGUAUACAGCAUGCAACAAUGGCAGCAGCAGCAUUGUCACCAAAGAUGGAGAGCUCUACAUGUUUGGCAAAGAUGCUAUUUAUAGUGACAGUACCUGUCAGGUGACAGACCUGAAAGGUCACUUUGUAACUCAGGUUGCCAUGGGAAAGGCCCAUACUUGUGUCCUGACCAAGAGUGGUGAAGUUUGGACAUUUGGUGUGAAUAACAAAGGCCAAUGUGGCCGAGACACUGGAUCCAUGAACCAGACGGGGAAAGCGUUUGGUGUGGAGAACAUGGCCACAGCCAUGGAUGAAGACCUGGAGGAUGAGCUGGAGGAGAAGGAAGAGAAGAGCAUGAUGUGCCAGCCAGGCAUGCACAAGUGGAAGCUGGACCAGUGCAUGGUCUGCACGGUAUGCGGAGACUGCACUGGCUACGGUGCCAGCUGUGUCAGCAGUGGACGGCCAGACAGAGUACCUGGAGGUAUCUGUGGCUGUGGGUCUGGAGAGUCUGGUUGUUCAGCAUGUGGCUGUUGCAAAGCCUGUGCCCGUGAGCUUGAUGGUCAGGAGGCGAGACAGAGAGGCAUCUUUGAUGCUGUGAAGGAGAUGAUUCCACUGGACCUGCUGCUUGCUGUGCCUGUCCCUCCCCCUCCAGGAGUGAACAUUGAGGAACACAUUCAGAUCCGUCAGGAGGAGAAACGACAGAGGAUCAACCGCCGGCAUAGGCUGGAGGAAGGCCGAGGCCCCCUUGUUUUUCCUGGUCCCAUUUUUAUGAACCAACGUGAGCAGGUCCUAGCCAGAAUAAGACCCCUUCAGGCACUAAGGCAUAAACGGGACAAGCACAAAGAUGGUAGCAGUGAACGGGGAGAGAAAGAUGCCAGCAAAAUAACCACCUACCCUCCAGGAGCAGUGAGAUUUGACUGUGAGCUGCGGGCUGUGCAGGUCAGCUGCGGGUUCCACCACUCAGUGGUGUUGAUGGAAAAUGGAGAUGUCUAUACAUUUGGUUACGGCCAACAUGGGCAGCUCGGACAUGGAGAUGUCAACUCCAGGGGUUCUCCAACUCUGGUGCAGGCCCUUACAUGUCCGAGUGUCCAGGUGACAGCAGGCAGUAACCACACAGCCGUUCUCCUCAUGGAUGGGCAGGUCUUCACAUUUGGCAGCUUCUCUAAAGGGCAGCUUGGCCGGCCCAUUGUAGACAUGCCCUACUGGAACGCCAAGCCCUCUCCGAUGCCCAACAUCGGUGCCAAAUAUGGACGAAAAGCUACCUGGAUUGGUGCCAGUGGAGACCAGACAUUCCUUCGGAUCGAUGAGGCUCUUAUCAACUCCCAUGUCCUGGCUACUUCAGAGAUCUUUGCCAGCAAACACAUUAUUGGCCUUGUGCCCUCCUCUGUGUCUGAGCCACCUCCAUUUAAAUGCUUGCUUAUAAACAAAAUGGAUGGAAGCUGCAGGACCUUCAAUGACUCUGAGCAGGAGGACUUGCAGGGAUUUGGCUUGUGUCUGGACCCUGUGUAUGAUGUCGUAUGGAGGUUCUUGCCUGCUUUGAGAGAGAUGUGGUGCUACAAUGCGGUGAUUGCUGAUGCCAGGAUGCCCUCUGCUACAGAUCUACAGGCUCGCUGUAGCAUCCUCAGUCCAGAGCUUGCUUUGCCCUCAGGAUCACAUGCAACGACCACUCGCUCUCACGGAGCCCUACACAUCCUCGGUUGCCUGGACACUUUGGCGGCCAUGCAGGAGCUAAAGAUGGGCGUAGCCAGUGCAGAGGAAGAGACCCAGGCAGUGAUGAAGGUCUACUCUAAAGAAGACUACAGUGUGGUGAACCGCUUCGAAAGUCAUGGUGGUGGGUGGGGUUACUCAGCCCACUCUGUGGAGGCCAUCCGCUUCUGUGCUGAUGCUGACAUCCUGUUGGGUGGCCUUGGCCUGUUUGGGGGUCGUGGGGAGUACACUGCCAAGAUCAAGCUUUUUGAGCUGGGACCUGAUGGGGGUGACCAUGAGACAGAUGGUGAUCUGCUGGCUGAGACUGACGUACUGGCCUACGACUGUGCUGCCAGGGAGAAAUAUGCCAUGAUGUUUGAUGAGCCUGUGCUGCUGCAGCUGGGUUGGUGGUAUGUGGCGUGGGCCAGAGUGUCAGGUCCUAGCAGUGACUGUGGCUCUCAUGGACAGGCUACAAUUACCACAGACGAUGGUGUGGUCUUUCAGUUCAAAAGCUCUAAGAAGUCGAACAAUGGGACGGACGUUAAUGCGGGACAAAUACCCCAGCUACUUUACAGGCUAGUAAAGCUUCCUUCUAAUGAUGGCAAUGCAUCUAAAGGAAAACAGCAGACUAGUGAACCAGUCCAUAUCCUUAAACGCUCCUUUGCUCGAACAGUGUCAGUGGAGUGUUUUGAGUCUCUGCUCAGUAUCCUACACUGGAGUUGGACUACCUUGGUUUUGGGUGUGGAGGAGCUGCGAGGGCUGAAGGGCUUUCAGUACACAGCCACCCUGCUUGACCUAGAGAGACUGCGCUUUGUUGGCACAUGCUGCCUACGUUUGCUCAGGGUCUACAUCUGUGAGAUCUUUCCUAUUGCAGCCAGCACCAAAGCUGUGGUGGAGGAGUCGAGCAAGCUGGCUGAGUGUGUGGGAAAGACACGCAGCCUCCUGAAGAAGAUCCUGUCAGAAGGCAUGGACAAUUGCCUGACCAAGCUGGACAAUGACCCCCAGGGCUACUUGUCUCAGCCUCUCACCCUGCUGGAAGCUGUGCUGCAGGAGUGUCAUAACACUUUUACUGCCUGCUUUCAUUCAUUCUAUCCAACCCCAGCUCUGCAGUGGGCCUGCCUCUGUGAUCUACUGAACUGUCUUGACCAGGACAUUGCGGAAGCCAACUUUCGCACAUCCAGCAGCCGUUUGCUGGCAGCUGUGAUGUCAGCUCUCUGUAACACUUCAGUAAAGCUGACGUCCAUCCUGCCCAUUGCGUAUGACGGGGAGGUGCUGCUGCGCUCACUGGUCAAACAGGUCAGCACAGAGAAUGACUCGGCCCUUGCACACCGCUUCCCCCUGUUGGUGGCCCAUAUGGAGAAACUAAGCCAUACGGAGGAGAACUUGAUGGGCAUGACCAGUUUUCGUGAGGUGUUAGAGAAGAUGCUGGUGAUUGUUGUGCUGCCCGUGAGGAAGAGUUUGAGGAAAGAGGUGGAGCUGUUCUCUCCACACCUGGUCUCCAACACCUGUGGCCUGCUGGCCUCUAUUGUCUCCGAGCUCACUGCCUCCGCCCUCGGCUCUGAGGUUGACGGUCUGAACUCACUCCACUCUGUGAAAGCAUCUCCCAACCGCUUCACUAAAACAAGCCAGGGCCGGAGCUGGAACACAGGCAAUGGCUCACCGGAUGCCAUCUGUAUGACUGUGGACAAGCCAGGGGUUGUGCUAGUGGGCGUCUGUGUCUAUGGAGGAGGGGGCAUUCAUGAGUAUGAACUAGAAGUGUUGGCUGAUGAUGCACAGACAGAGCACCCAGGGGACUCGGCACAUUCUCACAGGUGGACAUCUCUUGAGCUGGUCAAGGGCACCUACAGCACUGAUGACUCUCCUAGUGACAUUGCUGAGAUUCGCCUAGACAAAGCUGUGCCACUUAAGGAAGGGGUAAAGUAUGCUGUGAGAUUGCGAAAUUACGGCAGCAGGACAGCUAAUGGGGAUGGAGGCAUGACCACAGUGCAGUGCUCGGAUGGUGUGUCCUUCACUUUCAGCACUUGCAGCUUGAGUAGCAAUGGGACCAACCAGACCAGAGGACAGAUCCCCCAGAUCCUUUACUACAGGAGUGAGUAUGAUGGCGACCUCCAGUCUCAGCUGCUCAGCAAAGCCAAUGAGGAAGACAAGAACUGCAGCCGAUCCCUAUCUGUCGUCAGUGCUGUGGUCAGAGCUGCAAAGGACCUGCUUCACAGGGCAUUUGCUGUCGAUGUGGAUGAUAUUCCUGAAUUAUUAAGUUCCUCCAGCUUGUUCUCCAUGCUCCUGCCCCUUAUUUUGGCCUACAUUGGCCCGGUGGCUGCAUCUGUACCUAAGGCUGCUGUGGAGGUCUUUGGACUGGUCCAGGAGCUGUUACCUGCUGUCUCUGCACUCAACCAAAAAUACGCCCCACCCACCUUCAAUCCCAACCAAUCGACAGACAGCACGACUGGCAACCAGCCUGAACAGGGCUUGUCAGCUUGUACCACCUCCAACUACUACUCUGUAAUGGAGAGUGAUCACCCUUACAAGCAAGCAGGUGUCACACAAUACAAGGUAUCAUUUCCAGAGUGUGUUCGUUGGACCACCAUUGAGUUUGAUCCACAGUGUGGCACUGCACAGCCAGAGGACGUCCUCCGCCUGCUCAUCCCAAGCAGAACUCUCCACCUGUCCAGCCUGGGAGGCAAACCUCUGAUGCAUGACACCAUCAACACCUGGACUGAGCUGAAGAAGUUUUCAGGCAUCACAGGCUGGCCAACCACCGUGCUUGUGCUGCCAGGAAAUGAAGUUCUCUUCUCACUGGAAACGGCCUCAGAUUAUGUCAAAGAUGAGAAAGCUUGCUUCUACGGCUUUAAGUGUGUGGCAGUGGGAUAUGAGUUCAACCCGGGCGCUGAUGAGGGUAUCAUCCAACUAGAGAAAGAGUUAGCCUUCCUGGGCAGCGUCUGUGCUGCAGCUCUGAUGAAGAAAGACCUCGCCCUCCCACUUGGCAAUGAAUUAGAGGAGGAUCUUGAGAUUCUUGAAGAAGCCUCUUUACAGGUGUGUAAGUCCCACUCAGGGAUCCUGGGAAAGGGUCUGGCCUUGUCUCACUCCCCUACCAUCCUUGAAGCCCUGGAGGGGAAUUUGCCCCUUCAUCUCCAAACCAACGAGCACUCCUUCCUUGAGGACUUCAUCACCUGUGUACAGAAUUCAAGUGGAGGACGUUUGGCCAGGUGGCUGCAGCCAGACUCUUAUGCUGACCCUCAGAAGACGUCUCUCAUUCUGAACAAAGAUGAUAUACGCUGUGGAUGGCCAGCUACUGUGGUUGUACAGACCAAAGACCAGUAUGGAGAUGUGGUGCACGUUCCCAACAUGAAGGUGGAGGUGAAGGCUGUACCCGUUUCCCAAAAGAAGUCAAUGCAGCCUGAGAAUGUAAAGAAACUCCAGCGCCUACCUGGAAGCUCCUCCCCUUCGUCCUCUGGACCCGACCUUACCUUUGGAGGAUUGCCAAUGCCCAAGCUGGAGUCCACAUAUGAGCCUGUGAUUGUGAAAGAAGCUCGAUACAUUGCUAUUACCAUGAUGAAGGCAUAUGAAAACUACUCCUUUGAAGAGCUGCGAUUUGCCUCCCCCACCCCAAAGAGACCCAGUGAGAACAUGCUGAUUCGUGCCAACACUGAUGGAACCUACAGUGCUAACUGGACUCCAGGAGCAGUUGGCCUCUAUACAAUCCAUGUAACUAUUGAUGGCAUUGAAAUCGAUGCUGGUUUGGAGGUUGAAGUCAAAGAUCCUCCAAAAGGUAUGAUACCACCAGGAACUCAGAUGGUGAAACCGAAGGCUGAACCUCAGCCUAGCAAGGUCCGCAAAUUUGUGUCCAAGGACAGCGCAGGCCUGCGUGUGCGUAGUCACCCCUCCCUGCAGAGUGAACAGAUAGGCAUAGUGCAUGUCAAUGGCACCAUCACUUUCAUUGACGAGAUCCACAAUGAUGAUGGUGUGUGGCUCAGGCUCAAUGAUGAAACAGUAAAGAAGUAUGUUCCCAGCAUGAAUGGGUACACUGAAGCCUGGUGCCUCUCUUUUAACCAGCACCUUGGCAGGAGCCUACUGGUCCCAGCUGACAAUGUCUUUAACGCUAGCCAAGGAGUCAGGGAUAUCGGCUUUUUGUCGUGGACCCCCUUAACUGUAUUCCCACCACAGGAGGUCAGGGGCCAAUCGGAGGAGAACGUUAAGGAGGUGAGCAGCUGCCCUUCCCAUGAGGCCCCCAUUCGGGUGCAGAACAGGGCAGGGCAGGGCGGCGGCCCGGGGCUUUAUAAGGUAGUGAAGACCGGCCCCUCUGGUCACAACAUCAGAAGCUGCCCAAACCUUAGGGGUAUCCCCAUUGGAAUGUUAGUUCUUGGCAACAAGGUCAAGGCCAUAGGCGAGGUGGUCAACUCAGAGGGAACCUGGGUUCAGCUGGACAAGAACAGUGUAGUGGAGUUCUGUGAGAGUGAUGAAGGAGAGGCCUGGUCAUUGGCCAGAGACCGUGGAGGAAACCAGUACCUUCGCCAUGAUGAGGAACAAGCUUUGCUUGAGCAUGGGGCCCAGACUCCACCACCAAGCCCUUUUUCUGUGCAAGCCUUCAACAGAGCCGCAACUUCAAAUGGAGCACAGGGCUUUGAUUACGGCAUCUCCAACAACAAAGGUGACCGGUUGAGUGCCAUACUGAAUUCCAUUCAGUCUGGGCCUUUCCUCUCAGCAGCUCCCUCUUCCUCCGUAUUUGAGCAAGCCGCCCAACCUCCCUCCUCCUCCUCCUCUUCCUCCCUUGUCCACAGCCCAUUUGUGUUUGGACAGUCCCCCUCCCAACUGUCUCAGCCACAACCACAGCUUCUGAAUGGUUCAUCUCGCAGCCUUGCUUCUCGUGAGCGCGCGCAAAAAAGCAGUGUGUCUGUGGCUGGGCAUGGCACUGCUCUCUCAUCUCUUGCUCUGAGGCAAAAGGGUGACAGGGGGAGCCUGAUGUCUGGUGCACGGCCGAUGUCCCCAUCCUCAAAACAUCGUCAGGAAAAUCGCUCAUCCAAACAGGAAAGUCGGGGAAGCCGCUCAGUCGAACAGAGCAGGAGCAAGACUGGGGAGGGUGGACUCUCAGCCAGUGAAGCGCUCAUCCUACGGUCAGAUACAGCCAAACUGAGGUCUGACUCUCACAGUCGCUCUCAUUCGCCCAAUCACAAUACUUUGCAAGCUCUGAAGGCAGAUGGUAGAACUUCGGGACUUAGAGCUGAGUCUCCAAACCCUGGCUCUCGCUCCUCUUCUCCCAAACAAAAAGGUGUGUCCUCCUCAGGCAGGCUGAGUCCCUCCAACACCACCUCCCAGCACUCCUCUUCACCCCACCAUGACAAGAACCUUCCACCAAAAGUUAGUCCCUCCUCCAAAGCCCGAUUUGACCCUCCCAGAGAGAGAUCCAAGUCAGAUUCUUACACUUUGGACCCAGACACACUCAGAAAGAAGAAGAUUCCACUUACAGAGCCACUUAGAGGCCGAUCUACCUCCCCUAAACCAAAACUGUCCCCUAAAGAUCCAAAUCAAGGCGUAAUCAACAAUGCAGAGAACCGUGUUCCUUCUCCUCAUGUAACUCAAGAGAACCUUCAUAGUGAAGUAGUGGAAGUAUGCACCUCUACUGCUCUCCUCUCUGAGGACGGCAAUGAUGAGAAUGCAGAGGUCCACAAUGCUGAUGAAGACUCAUGUAAGGUGCACUUUAGCAUCGGCAAAGCUCCUGUGAAAGAUGAAUUAGAGAGUCGCUCUUCACCUAAAGUUAGUCGCAAAACCUCCAGUCGACACACACGCUCAAAGAAGGACAAAUCUGGGCCCCUCUUUAAAGGUGAGAGUACAUCAAAGGUCACAGAGCCUGUCAAACAGGCCAUGUCACCCUCUGUGGCAGAGUGUGCGCGAGCGGUUUUUGCAGCAUUCCUUUGGCAUGAAGGUAUCGUCCAUGAUGCCAUGGCCUGCUCGUCCUUCCUGAAGUUCAACCCAGACUUGACCAAAGAGCACGCCCCGAUACGCAAUUCCUUGGGAGGACAGGGUGCUGAGGAGAAGGAGAGUAAGUUAAAGAACCGGCACUCUUUGGAGAUUUCCUCUGCACUUAACAUGUUUAAUAUUGCUCCACAUGGUCCAGACAUCUCUAAAAUGGGCAGCAUCAACAAAAACAAGGUGCUGUCCAUGUUGAAGGAACCCCCAUUGCCAGAGAAGUGUGAAGAUGGCAAAGGAGACGGCAUUUCCUAUGAGAUGACUUCUAAUCCUUCUAUGAGGGCAAAAUCAAUCCUACCAUUAACAUUACAGCAUUUGGUGGCCUUUUGGGAGGACAUAUCAAUGGCCACCAUCAAGGCAGCAACUCAGAACAUGAUCUUCCCCAGCCCAGGGUCCAGUGCCAUCUUAAAGAAGAAGGAACAUGAGAAAGACAGUAAGAAGGCAAAGAAGGAGAAGAAGAAAAGGGAGAAGGCAGAGGUGCGUCCAAGAGGGAAUCUGUUUGGAGAGAUGGCACAGCUUGCCAUGGGUGGACCUGAAAAAGACACUAUCUGUGAGCUGUGCGGGGAAUCUCACCCAUAUCCUGUCACCUACCAUAUGAGACAAGCUCACCCAGGGUGUGGACGCUAUGCUGGAGGCCAGGGCUACAACAGUAUUGGCCAUUUCUGUGGUGGUUGGGCUGGGAACUGUGGCGACGGAGGCAUAGGAGGCAGCACCUGGUACCUGGUCUGUGAUCGCUGUCGGGAAAAAUAUCUAAGAGAAAAGCAGACUGCUGCCAGGGAAAAGGUAAAGCAGUCAAGGAAGAAACCCCUUCAAGUGAAGACACCAAGAGCCCUUCCCACAAUGGAGGCCCACCAGGUGAUCAGAGCAAAUGCUUUGUUCCUGCUGUCCCUCAGCAGUGCUGCUGAGCCCAGCAUGCUGUGCCACCACCCUCCCCGGCCCCUGCAUUCCCAGCUGCUCCCCAGCCUCAAGGAAGGCAUUUCGGAUGAACUCCCCAAUAAAAUGGGCUGCCUCUACCUGCAGACACUAGCUAGACAACACACAGAGAACUUUGGGGCAUACCAAGAUGAUAACCUCUUCCAAGAUGAGAUGAGGUAUUUGCGCUCCACUUCUGUUCCUGCGCCAUACAUUUCAGUCACCCCUGAUGCCUGCCCCAAUGUGUUUGAGGAACCAGAAAGCAACAUGAAAUCAAUGCCUCCUAGGCUCUCUAUUAGUCUGGAGACCAGUCCAAUCACAGACAGCGACACGACUAAGCGCACAGUGUUUCAAAGGUCUUACUCAGUCGUUGCCUCCGAGUAUGACAAGCAGCACUCGCCCUCUCCAGCCCGAAUCAAAGCUGUGCCCAGACGCAGGGUCCAUAGUGGCGAUGCAGAAGUGGGCUCUUCCUUGUUGAGACACCCGUCUCCAGAGCUCUCUCGGCUCAUCUCGGCACACGGCUCCCUCAGUAAAGGGGAGAGGAACUUCCAGUGGCCUGUCUUGGCUUUUGUUAUCCAACACCAUGACCUGGAAGGCCUGGAGGUGGCCAUGAAGCAUGCACUGAGAAAGUCCGCCUGUAGAGUGUUUGCCAUGGAGGCUUUCAAUUGGCUACUGUGCAACGUAAUCCAGACUACAUCACUACACGACAUCCUCUGGCAUUUUGUAGCAUCGCUCACCCCGUCACCCUUUGAACCAGAGGAUGAGGAAGAUGAUGAGAACAAGGGGAACAAAGAAAUUGUGGAACAGGAAAGAGACCUUGGCGUCUGUGAACACCCUCUGUCGGAUAUUGUUAUUGCUGGGGAGGCGGCUCAUCCUCUCCCUCACACUUUCCACCGCCUCCUGCAGACCAUUUCUGACCUCAUGAUGUCACUUCCUAGUGGCAGCUCACUUCAGCAGAUGGCACUUAGGUGUUGGAGUCUCAAGUUUAAGCAGUCGGACCACCAGUUUCUCCACCAGAGCAACGUUUUCCAUCACAUCAACAAUAUUUUGUCCAAGUCAGAUGAUGGAGACAGUGAGGAGAGCUUUAACAUCAGUGUGCAGUCAGGCUACGAAGCAAUGAGCCAGGAUCUUUGCCUGGUGACCUGUCUGAAGGAUUUAACCAGUGUAGUUGAUAUUAAGACGUCCAGUCGUCCUGCCAUGAUUGGCAGCCUGACGGAUGGCUCCACAGAAACCUUCUGGGAAUCUGGAGAUGAGGACAAGAACAAAACCAAGAGCAUCACCAUCAGCUGUGUGAAAGGCAUAAAUGCCUCCAACGUGUCUGUACAUGUAGACAACUCCAGAGACAUUGGGAACAAAGUCACAUCAGUUACAUUCCUAUGUGGAAAAGCAAUAGAGGACCUCUGCAGAAUCAAACAGGCUGACCUUGAUUCUCGUCACAUGGGCUGGGUAACAAGUGAGCUCCCUGGAGGAGAUCAUCAUGUGAUCAAGGUGGAACUGAAGGGUCCAGAAAACACCUUGAGAGUCCGUCAGGUGAAGGUGCUCGGUUGGAAAGAGGGUGAGAGCAUCAAGAUUCCUGGGCAGAUCUCAGCCAGCAUGGCCCAACAGAAGAACUGUGAGGCUGAGACCCUCCGGGUUUUCCGCCUCAUCACCUCACAGGUCUUUGGGAAGCUAAUCUGUGGAGAUGCAGAACCAACUCCAGAACAGGAGGAGAAGAACCUGCUUUCAUCACCAGAAGGGGAAGACAAGGCGCCAUCUGAUGCAGACCUCAAAGAGCACAUGGUGGGAAUAAUUUUCAGCAGGAGCAAACUGACCAACUUGCAAAAACAGGUGUGUGCCCACAUCGUCCAGGCCAUUCGUAUGGAAGCCACGCGUGUGAGGGAGGAGUGGGAGCAUGCCAUAUCCAGCAAAGAAAACGCUAACUCUCAGCCCAGUGAUGAUGACGCCUCCUCAGACGCCUACUGCUUUGAGCUCCUGUCCAUGGUCCUGGCUCUUAGUGGCUCCAAUGUGGGCCGCCAGUACCUCGCUCAGCAGCUUACACUCAUGCAAGACCUGUUUUCUCUGCUGCACACAGCUUCUCCACGUGUACAGAGACAGGUGACAUCUUUGCUUAGACGCGUCCUUCCAGAGGUCACACCAGUGCGACUUGCCAGCAUCAUCGGGGUGAAGGCUCUGCCACCAGCAGAUAUCAGCGACAUCAUCCAUUCCACAGAGAAGGGUGACUGGACCAAACUUGGCAUCUUGGACAUGUUCCUGGGCUGCAUCGCAAAAGCCCUCACUGUACAGCUGAAAGCCAAAGGCACCACCAUCUCUGGCACAGCUGGCAUGGCUGCUGGAAAAGGGGUCACCACUGUCACACUGCCCAUGAUCUUCAACUCCAGUUACAUCCGCAGAGGGGAGAGCCACUGGUGGAUGAAAGGCUCCACCCCUCCUCAGAUUGCAGAGAUAAUCAUAAAGCUGGUCAAAGACAUGGCAGCUGGUCACCUGUCAGACGCUUGGUCUAGAGUCACCAAAAAUGCAAUAGCAGAGACCAUUAUAGCACUUACUAAAAUGGAGGAGGAGCAUCGGUCACCUGUACGCUGCAUCGCAACCACAAGGCUGUGGUUGGCCUUAGCAUCACUGUGCGUGCUCGACCAGGACCAUGUAGACAGGCUGUCCUCUGGUCGCUGGAUGGGCAAAGAUGGACAGCAGAAGCAGAUGCCCAUGUGUGACAACCAUGACGAUGGUGAGACGGCGGCCAUUAUACUGUGUAACAUGUGUGGCAACCUUUGCACCGACUGUGACCGAUUCCUCCACCUGCACAGACGCACACGCUCCCACCAGAGACAGGUGUUCAAGGAAGAAGAGGAGGCCAUAAAAGUGGAUCUCCAUGAAGGCUGUGGGAGGACCAAACUCUUCUGGCUCAUGGCUCUGGCUGACUCAAAGACUAUGAAGGCAAUGGUGGAGUUCAGAGAGCACACAGGUAAACCGGCAUCCAGCAGCUCAGAUGCCUGCAGGUUCUGUGGUACGAGGAAUGGCACAGAGUUGUCUGCAGUGGGAAGUGUGUGCUCAGACCCAGACUGCCAGGAGUAUGCCAAACUAGCAUGCAGUAAGACUCAUACUUGUGGCCAUCCCUGUGGAGGAGUUAAGAACGAGGAGUCCUGCCUGCCAUGUCUGCAUGGCUGCGACAAGAGCACCGGCUGUCUGAAACAGGAUGCCGAUGACAUGUGCAUGAUCUGCUUUACUGAAGCCCUCUCUGCUGCUCCUGCUGUACAGCUGGACUGCACUCAUGUGUUCCACCUUCAGUGCACUCGUCGUGUUCUUGAAAAUCGUUGGUUGGGGCCCAGAAUCACGUUUGGCUUCAUGUUGUGUCCAAUCUGUAAGAACAAAAUUAACCACUCGGUGAUCAAGGACCUACUCGAUCCUAUCAAAGAGCUCUAUGAGGAUGUGAGAAGAAAGGCUCUGAUGAGGCUGGAGUAUGAGGGUCUGCAUAAGAGUGAGGCAAUAACUACACCAGGAGCUCGAUUCCACAAUGACCCUGCAGGCUUUGCCAUGAACCGAUAUGCAUACUAUGUCUGCUACAAGUGCAAGAAGGCGUACUUUGGUGGAGAAGCUCGCUGUGAUGCAGAGGCAGGACAGGGAGACGACUACGACCCCAGGGAGCUUAUUUGUGGAGCAUGCUCAGAUGUCUCAAGAGCACAGAUGUGCUCCAAGCAUGGCACAGACUUCCUGGAGUACAAAUGUCGGUACUGCUGCUCUGUGGCUGUUUUCUUCUGCUUUGGCACCACACAUUUCUGCAACGCCUGCCACGAUGACUUCCAGAGGAUGACCAGUGUCCCUAAGGAGGAACUACCCCACUGUCCUGCAGGACCUAAAGGGAAGCAGCUGGAAGGUACUGAGUGCCCUUUGCAUGUGGUUCACCCACCAACAGGGGAGGAGUUUGCCUUGGGCUGUGGAGUGUGUAGGAAUGCCCACACCUUCUAAACAACAUGAGACCUUUACUGAAAACCAGUUUUCUACUGUGAUCUCUGGCUGCAGCUGCAGAAGCUCAGCCGUGAAGCUUGGCUCUUGCUUUGUCAAGUCUCCUGGACACUGGACCAGGUUUCUGCUCUACGCCAAGAGUCCUCAGGUCUGCUCUUCUACCUACAUCAGUAACCCGGCCCUGCUGCAAAGAUGCACUUGGCUCCUUUUGGAUUCAGAGUGACCUGAAUGUGGGGAAAAAAAGAACAAUAUAAUUUAAAAAAGAAGAUUAAAAAAAAAGAAAAUAACUUGUGACGUGUUUGCAUGCGGCCGUUGUAUUCCCUCGGCUUCUAUAGACGUUGCACACCUUCAGAAGUGUAACAGUACAAGAUUAAACAUUGAAAAUUAAUUUGCUUAAAGGCAACUGUGGAUCAGCGUAAGUAUAAAAAAAGGAACAGGCCCUAUUUCCAGCUUCCUAACUAUAAAUUUAAAAUGUUGUAUGUAAACCUUUUUUCGUAAUCUUGUACAGUAUUCUCCACUGUCAAGUGCAUCAUUGAUAAACGGACAAAAAAAAAGUCGGUGGAAAAAGACUGUUAAAAUAAUAUUUGGGCAGAAUAUAGUGUACGAUUUAUCUAAUCUUGUAUAUAACGAUACUAUUCAAAAUAGCUGUAUUACGAAGUUGCUACUCUUCACUUCAGUUUUGUUUGAUAUUCUGGGUUAUGUUUUGAGCCAGAACUUUUAAUGAAGUGCAAUACUGGGUGUGCCUCCUAUUUUGCAGCUGUUUAACCUAUGGAAUGUAUGUCAAUAAAGCCACUGUACAUUUUUA
Molecule: messenger RNA, 15667 nt
Organism: Solea solea (common sole)
Lineage: Eukaryota; Metazoa; Chordata; Actinopteri; Pleuronectiformes; Soleidae
Gene: mycbp2
Product: MYC binding protein 2
Exons: 85
Coding region: 442-14865 (4807 amino acids)
Cellular component (GO): nucleus
Source: RefSeq, a predicted model, not a curated record